Molecule: messenger RNA, 2453 nt
Organism: Haemorhous mexicanus (house finch)
Lineage: Eukaryota; Metazoa; Chordata; Aves; Passeriformes; Fringillidae
Gene: LINGO3
Product: leucine rich repeat and Ig domain containing 3
Exons: 3
Coding region: 232-2046 (604 amino acids)
Molecular function (GO): protein binding
Source: RefSeq, a predicted model, not a curated record
GUCCGUCCGGAGCCGCCGCCGCGCCGCCCCCGGGGCUGCGGCUCUGCCCGCGCCGCCGCCGCACCAUGGGCAGCCCCGCAGCGGCAGCCGAGCGAGGAGCCGAGGCUGGCUGUGCUGGACACUUCACCAUGUGAACAUCCCCAGGCUCCAAUGCCUCAGCAGAUCCCCAUGUCGGAGCAGCCCUGGACCUGCAGAACGGCGCAUGGCAGAACGGCAGUGAGCCCCUAGACCAUGCCCCACACAAUGACAUGGUGGCUCCCGCUGCUGGCCCUGCGCGUGCUCCUGCUGUCCCCGCGGGCGGGCGCGUGCCCCGCGCGCUGUGAGUGCGCCCCGCAGCUGCGCUCGGUGCUGUGCCACCGCAGGCGCCUCACCGCCAUCCCCGAGGGCAUCCCCAGCGAGACCCGCGUCCUGGAGCUCAACAAGAACCGCAUCCGCUGCCUGAACCCCGGGGACCUGGCCCCCUACCCGCUGCUGGAGGAGCUGGAUUUCAGCGAGAACAUCAUCUCCAAUGUGGAGCCCGGCGCCUUCAGCAACCUGUUCAACCUGCAGACCCUGCGGCUGCGCGGGAACCAGCUCAAGCUCAUCCCCCCGGGGGUCUUCACCAAGCUGACCAACCUGACCCUGCUGGACAUCAGCGAGAACAAGCUGGUCAUCCUGCUGGACUACAUGUUCCAGGACCUGCGCAACCUGAAGAGCCUGGAGGUGGGUGACAACGACCUGGUGUACAUCUCCCAGCGUGCCUUCUCGGGGCUGCUGGGCCUGGAGCAGCUGACCAUUGAGAAGUGCAACCUGACCUCCAUCUCGGCCGAGUCGCUGUCCUACCUCCAGAACCUGGAGGUGCUGCGGCUCCGGCACCUCAGCAUCUCUGCGCUGGAGGACCAGAACUUCAAGAAACUCUACAAUCUCCUGCAGCUGGAGAUCGACAACUGGCCACUGCUGGAGGAGGUCUCCCCCACCAGCUUCCAGGGCCUGAACCUCACCUCGCUCUCCAUCACCUACACCAACAUCACAGCCGUGCCCGCCGCUGCCUUGAGGAACUUGGUGUACCUGCGGUACCUCAACCUGUCCUACAACCCCAUUAGCACUGUGCUGAAGGGCUCCUUCAAAGACCUCAUCCGGCUCCAGGAGCUCCACAUCGUGGGCGCUCUCCUGGUGUCUGUGGAGCCGCAGGCUUUCUCCGGCCUGAGACAGAUCCGGCUGCUCAACCUCUCCAGCAACUUCCUGUCCACGCUGGAGGAGAGCACCUUCCACUCGGUCAACACGCUGGAGACGCUGCGGGUGGACAGGAACCCCCUGGCCUGCGACUGCCGGCUCCUCUGGAUCCUGCAGCGGCGGAAGACGCUCAACUUCGACGGGCAGCAGCCCAUGUGCUCCUCGCCGCCCGAAAUCCAGGGCAACGCCCUGCGCGACUUCCCAGACUCGGUGCUCUUCGAGUACUUCACCUGCCAGAAGCCCAAGAUCCGGGAUCGGAAGCUGCAGCACGUGACGGCGCGGGAGGGACAGUCCGUGUCCUUCCUGUGCCGCGCCGACGGGGAGCCCGACCCCUCCAUCGCCUGGGUGUCCCCCCAGCACCGCAUGAUCACCACCCGCAGCACGGGGCGGGCCACGGUGCUGCCUGGGGGCACCCUGGAGAUCCGUUUUGCCCAGGUGCAGGACAGUGGCACCUACAUCUGCAUCGCCAGCAACGCCGGUGGCAAUGACACCUACUUCGCCACGCUGACGGUCAAGGGGCGCCCGGCCGACGGCGCUCACCACGCCAACCGGACUUUGUACCUCAGCGACUUCAACGACACCUUCCACAACAACACCCAGGUCUUCUUGAAGUUCACCUUGGACCUCAAGACCAUCCUGGUCUCCACAGCCAUGGGCUGCAUCACCUUCCUGGGCGUGGUGCUCUUCUGCUUCCUCCUUCUCUUCGUCUGGAGCCGCGGCCGGGGGCAGCACAAGAACAACUUCUCCGUGGAAUAUUCCUUCCGCAAGGUGGACGGUCCCACCACCACCACCGGCCAAGGAGGGGCCAGGAAGUUCAACAUGAAGAUGAUCUGAGCCUCUCCCAGAGGAGAACCAUUUUCUGCAGCGCGGCCCUGGGCACGGCUGUGGCAGGACGGGGCUGGGAGGGCUGUGGGAGCGCCGGCCGUGUCCGGGAGCUGGCAGAGUGACCUUGCUGUGCUGGGACAUGGCUGGAGACAGAGGUGCCACAGGCCAGCAGGGUCAGAACCAUGGGGACCUCAGGGUCGGGGAGGGAUGAGCCCGAUAUCCCAGCCCUGUGGAGAGCCCUCAGGGCUCAGGGGCUGUCCCAGGGGCUCCUGAUGUAGCGAGGUUUUUGCUACCAACUAUGCAUUUCUUGAGCCAAAAGAUCAGCAGUGUUUGGGCCUGGGAGAAAAAUGCUUCCUGUUUUCCCCCCACCCUUUCCCUUUGUUUUGUAAGGGACUUCUCAGAAAACUUUCCUGGUA